Messenger RNA from Zea mays, 2388 nucleotides. RefSeq names its product pentatricopeptide repeat-containing protein At2g22070-like. Gene Ontology annotation, biological process: RNA modification. Gene Ontology annotation, molecular function: protein binding; RNA binding. Bases 669 to 1289 code for a protein of 206 amino acids. The transcript has a single exon. Lineage: Eukaryota; Viridiplantae; Streptophyta; Magnoliopsida; Poales; Poaceae. The record is from RefSeq and is a predicted model, not a curated record.
CGCGCACUCGCCCCUCGCCCAAGCAUUGAGCCAACAGCCCCUUCCGCGCAAGGCACACACAUGCUGCAUAUCACGCAUAGGCGCAUAGCGGGCCUGCACCCCCUCCUCACAUUCCUCUUCGUCUUCACCUGCGUGUUCGCACACAUGACCGUCGGUACGUACAACCAGUCCAGUGCAAACAACGACAGCUUUGCCUCCGCCUCCAUGCGAGCCAAGCGCCCCGCCCCGCUCCCGUAGCGCAAAACCAUAGCCAUCAAGGCGGGCCUCCUCGUCAGCAUCUACCUCUGCAACAACCUCCUCGCUUAUAUGCCAGCGUGGGCGUGAGUCGUGGUUGCUUCCACGUGGUGUGACACCUGUUCGACGACAUACCGUACGCGCGGUGGAACACGUUCACUUGGAACUCGCUGCUAUCGAUGUGCGCGAAGUCCGGCCGCCUCCCUGACGCCCGUGUCGUGUUCGCCAAAAUGCUCAAUCGGGACGCCAUGUCCUGGACCAUCAUGGUUGUCGGGCUCGGCUCAACUGCUCCGGUCGGUUCUAGGAUGCUGUGAAGACAUUCCUGUACAUGGUCGGUGAAGGGUUUGCGCCGUCGCAGUUCACGCUCAUGAACGUGCUUUCAUCACGCGCUUCGUCGUCAAGCUGGGGCUAAGCAGCUGCGUGCCUCGUGGCUCAUGGCCAACUUCGUGCUCUACAUGUAUGGCAAGUGUGGGGAUGCUGAGACAGCGAGGGCUGUGUUUGAGAGGAUGCAGAUGCGGAGUGUGUCACGCUGGAAUGUCAUGGUGUCGUUGUACAUCCACCAAGGGAGGAUGGACCUUGUUGUGUCCAUGUUCGAGAACAUGGUAGAGCAAACCAUUGUCACUUGGAAAACCAUCAUAGCAGGGUAUAACCAGAAUGGGCUUGAUGGCAUGGCAUUGAAUUUCUUCUCACGAACGCUGAGUGCUUCUUCCAUGGAGCCAGAUGCAUUCACAGUGGUUAGUGUCCUAUCAGCUUACACUAACCUUCGCAUGCUGAAGAUUGGAAAACAGAUGCACUCUUAUAUCUUGAGAACUGGAAUGUCGUGCAGGAGUCAGAUCAUGAAUGCUCUCAUCUCAACUUAUACAAAAUCCAGAAGUAUUAAGACUGCAAGGAGGAUCAUGGACCAGGCAGUGGUUGCUGAUCUGAAUGUUAUCUCCUUCACGGCUCUCCUAGAAGGCUAUGCCAAGCUUGGAGACACAAAGCAGGCAAGGGAACUCUUCGACGUUAUGAAUAAUCGAGAUGUCAUUGCCUGGACUCCUAUGAUUGUUGGCUAUUAGCAGAAUGGUCAAAAUGAUGAGGCCAUGGAACUCUUCAUGUUAAUGAUCAAAAGUGGCCCAAAAUCAAACAGUCAUACGCUUUCUGUUGUUCUCAGCCUGUGCAAGCUUGACAUAUCUUGAUUAUGGGAAGCAGACCCACUGCAAGGCUAUGAGGUCCUUACAGGAGCAAUCUGUCUCGUCAACAAUGCCAUUAUCACAGUGUACGCAAGGUCAGGCAGCGUGCCACUGGCUAGAAGGGUGUUUUAUUAGAUUUGCUGGGGCAAGGAAAUGAUUACAUGGACUUCAAUGAUCGUGGCUAUGGCUUAACAUGCUUUGGGAGAACAAGUCGUUGCCAUUUUGAAGAAAUGAUCCGUGUCGAUAUGAAACCAGACCGUAUAACAUACGUCGACUUGCAUUCCAGCCUACGUGCAUGCUGGUUUUGUAGACAAAGGGAAGAGGUACUAUGAGUAGAUGUAGAAUGAGCAUGGCAUUGUAUCAGAGAUGAGCCAUUACAAAUUUAAUGUCUUUUUAAGAGUCAAACAGUUGGGCUCUAGUAUUUGCAGUUGUCGGAGAGCAAAUCUCCGGCCGGGUAGCGGAGAGUCAAACAGUUGAGACAGCGAGGGCUGUGUUUGAGAGGAUGCAGAUGCGGAGUGUGUCACGCUGGAAUGUCAUGGUGUCGUUGUACAUCCACCAAGGGAGGAUGGACCUUAUUGUGUCCAUGUUCGAGAACAUGGUAGAUCAAACCAUUGUCACUUGGAAAACCAUCAUAGCAGGGUAUAACCAGAAUGGGCUUGAUGGCAUGGCAUUGAAUUUCUUCUCACGAACGCUGAGUGCUUCUUCCAUGGAGCCAGAUGCAUUCACAGUAAUUAGUGUCCUAUCAGCUUACACUAACCUUCGCAUGCUGAAGAUUGGAAAACAGAUGCACUCUUAGGUAGCGUUUGGUUCUAGAGCCUAGUUGAAUGGAACGGUUCUAUUCAAAAUUCUGAGGAUAGAACGGUUCUGUUCUAUGUUUGGUAGUUAGAACAGAGCCGCUCUAUUUUUUGUUUGGUUCUAGAGCGAAGUAGAAUGGAGUGGCUCCGACGUGUGUUUGGUUACAAUGUAGCAGAUCUCAAUGGUAUGA